AAGGAGUCGAAAUGAGUUUAAUAAAGUAUAUAUUAUUAUUAUGUGCUUUAAACUAUGUAGUCGGUAAAGCAUACAGCAAACCUUUGACGGAGUCGAUGGGACAGGAGGUGAUAGAAAUUGCUGCGCCGAUUAAAGAACUGCCCCAGGAUCUAGAGGAAGAGCCAUCAGCAGAGAAUGAGGAUGUCAAACUUUCGUCUACCAUACCACCUGCUACGAAGAAGGAAUUCAACAAGGCUCCUGUGCAGAAUGACCCGAGCAAAAAAGUAAAAGACAUAGACAAAAUAGACGGCCGCAGACAAGAGGACGACGAGGCAAAGAUCGAGAAAGAGCUUGCUGACAUUUAUAAAGACUCUUUGGAUUACAAAGCAGACAGCGCGGAAGUGACCAAAACCAACCAGCUUCAGCCAACCAACGCUUCAACUUCCACGACUUUCGCUGCACCAGAAGACUUCACCAAUGACACUGCUGAAGAGCCAGCCUUAAGACAUUCAGGGAGAUCCCAAUUCAAGUUUGCACCGGAUUCAAAUGACCCGCGAGACAUUUCGAGAUUCAGGACUUCGAUAGAUGAGAUCAACUGUAACAACAGAUUGAGUGCAACCAAAGAACCGGGAGAGGAGCCCAAAGCCGCUGGCAGCAGAAUAAUUGGAAACACAUUUUUCUUUCGCAUUGUUUUACUUUACAAACUUUACACCCUUGUGUUGUAAAAUUGAAUUGAUUUGAUUUGUUGAUAUAAAAUUAUUUGUUACGUUUU
This is a messenger RNA of Bicyclus anynana (squinting bush brown), 751 nucleotides long. RefSeq lists its product as uncharacterized. NCBI's taxonomy places the organism in Eukaryota, Metazoa, Arthropoda, Insecta, Lepidoptera, Nymphalidae. The coding region runs from base 12 to 704 and encodes 230 amino acids. The transcript has 6 exons. The record is from RefSeq and is a predicted model, not a curated record.